AUGCAAACUUUCAUUCACCAGAUAUUAGGGUGGGCUGAUGAGGUUGAGUCUUAUGACCAGACCGGACAUGAACCAUACUAUUGGCCCUCAAAUUCUAGUGCCGGCGGUUAUGAGACUUCAAAUGAUUCCUUCUAUACAGCUAGUGAAGCGGAUUCCGAGGCAUCGACUGCGACUAUCGAACGAUCUGGGAUUCUUGAGCCCAUGGCAUCUGACGUUCACAAUGACACUCCGCACGAGGAGACCUUCGAGGGCGCAAAUGAGACAGCCAAUCCGCAUCCAUACUUAACAAUCUGCACAGAUAUCGCUAAGGAAGCUAUUUACAUCUAUGAACUAAGGAAAGAGGGCGUCAUUGAUGAUACGUGGAAUAGCAAAUCCUGUCUCCUCGCGCGCACGCUCAUCCAUAAUAAAGCGACUUCCACCUCGGGGCGCCUCCUCUGGCGCUGCGAUGUCAAUUAUGAUCCAGAAAGUGCUGUUACGGGCGACGUUGUGGUUCUGUACAUGCCUGAUCACGAUUUUGUGGAGAAGAUCGAGCAGGGCGAAGUCGUUUUUGACCAAGGUGUUGAUACAAAGCAAGAUUCGAUUCCGAUUCCGAUGAUCGAUCCAGACUUUUCUGGCCCUGAGCAAAGACUCGCGGGCCGAGUCUUGGCUUGGAAGGUUUGUGGUUUGGGGGAUUGUGACUGGAUGGAUCGGCGGGGUCGUCCUAUUGAUCUGGGUGAUCUCGAGGUGAUCCCCAACAUCAUCCACCUGCUCAAGUGA
Fusarium musae is the source of this 756-nucleotide messenger RNA. RefSeq lists its product as uncharacterized. The coding region runs from base 1 to 756 and encodes 251 amino acids. The record is from RefSeq and is a predicted model, not a curated record. The transcript has a single exon. Lineage: Eukaryota; Fungi; Ascomycota; Sordariomycetes; Hypocreales; Nectriaceae.